Lasiodiplodia theobromae is the source of this 444-nucleotide messenger RNA. RefSeq names its product Beta/gamma crystallin. Lineage: Eukaryota; Fungi; Ascomycota; Dothideomycetes; Botryosphaeriales; Botryosphaeriaceae. Bases 1 to 444 code for a protein of 147 amino acids. The record is from RefSeq and is a predicted model, not a curated record. The transcript has a single exon.
AUGCACUUCGCAACCCUCACAACUCUCUUCCUCGCCUCCACCAGCAUGGCCCUGCCAGCAACCAUGACUCCCGGCGCCUACGCCACGGAUAUCGAAACCAGCCUCGACCUCAACUUCACACCUACCGUCAACGCCACCACCGACGGCCUGACCAAGCGCGACUGGGCCUACAACGUAGUCAAGUUCUGCGAGCACGCCAACGGCAAGGGCAAGUGCGCCAAGCAGAGCUUCCGGCACGCGCUCUGCUACAACUUGGACCGCUGGUGGAAUGACCGUGUCUCCUCCAUCUACCCCAACCCCAACACCUACUGCCGCAUGCACGUCAAUCGCGACUGCCGCGGUGGAGCCAUGGCCGUCGGCCCCAACUGGAGCAUCGCCGACCUCAAGACCAUCAACUGGAAUGACAAGAUGAGCAGCAUGGAUUGCUUCAGCCAGGCAUAUUAA